Messenger RNA from Radiomyces spectabilis, 165 nucleotides. RefSeq lists its product as uncharacterized. The transcript is spliced from 2 exons. The record is from RefSeq and is a predicted model, not a curated record. The coding region runs from base 1 to 165 and encodes 54 amino acids. Lineage: Eukaryota; Fungi; Mucoromycota; Mucoromycetes; Mucorales; Radiomycetaceae.
AUGCCUAAAUUCGGACAAGCCAUGGCGGUCUCCAUUGGAGCUUUAGCUGGGGGUGCGGCUGGGUUCUACUUUCUGGAGAUGUACAAGAUCAAAUCCAAGGAACAACGAUUAGCCCUGCUUUUAGAAAAGAAGCAAGAACUGGAAAGAAAAGAAGAGCCAUUAUAG